AAACCCAUUGAUAAUCAAAUAACUUUAACACACCGAAGAAGGGUUUAGGAUAACACUAAAGGGUUCCGAUACGAAAUAUUCAUUUGUGUUUACAACAGCUAGGUCAACAAUCCCCGCCAAUUGGAGUAAACAAGGAAGAUCGUACAGUGUCAAGGACGCGCAGGCUACGUAGGCCUAUUCAAGUUUACCUGUCAACAAAACCUUUUUAUAUUGCGGGUUAAAGGUCAGUUCUUGUUGCACGUGAUUCCUCACCAGGCACUGGCAGACAUGCAUAGCGCAACUGUUGGUGUCGAAUGGAAAUAGGCUGAUAUGACAACAUAACCAUUUCCUGCUACAGAGCAGAAUGCUAUAUUUCUGCUUGAAGAUGAAGUCGGCGCCAUUACUCGGCUGUGUUCUGGCGAUAUUUAUUGCAUGGAACGUGUCGCUGGCGCAUGAUGUCGACGGGCCGCCCACGACUGAUUGGGAAACAUGGAAACAACGUUACAGGAAGAAAUAUGGAAGCAUGUCGGAAGAAAUUGAGAAGCGGGCGGUUUGGGAAAGGAACUCGGCCAUCAUAAGGAAACACAACUCCGAAAUGAACAAAACCUUUGAUCUUGCGAUGAACGAAUUCGGAGACCAGGAACAGAUGACAAGGAAGCAUUUGCCGUAUGCCUACCCCGCUCGGUCCUCCUCGUCAGAUGUCUCUCAAAAGAAUCUAAUGGGGUCGCCCCACGUGGUCCUUCCAAGCAGCGUGGAUUGGCGAAAGAAGGGUGACGUCACACCCGUGCGCAACCAGGGGCAAUUAGGGUCAGCAGCAGCCAUUGCUGCUGCCGACGCAGUGGCUAGCUUCCACGCAAUCCACAAAGGCAACAUUGCCAUGCUCAGUGCCCAAGAAGUGCAAGAUUGCUGCCGGAUCCAUUUGGCUGAUUUCGUCUUUGACUGCAUCCGCAAACUGGGCGGCCUCUGUAAAGACGGUGACUACAAACCAGGCAAUGGAACGUGCCAAAGUGGUUCCUGCACUCCAUAUGCCAAGGUACCGAACGGUGGGAAGAAAGUCAGCUCCGGCAGUGAAGACACCCUCGCCCAAGCCGUAGUCACUGAGCCAGUCAUGGUCAGCAUUGAUGCAAGUCAAGCCUCGUUCCAGUUUUACAGCAGCGGCGUGUACGCCAGCAGUCAGUGCUCUUCUACCCAGCUCGACCACAGCAUGCUGCUGGUUGGCUACGGGCGGCUGGGGGACCAAGAGUAUUGGAUCUGCAAAAACUCUUGGGGCACAUCCUGGGGUAUGGCUGGCUACAUUCUGAUUGCGCGUAACGAGGGCAAUAUGUGCGGAAUCGCAACAGACGCAUUAUACCCGAUCUAGACACACAACCCCCCCAAAAAAGAACUUUACAUAACCAGGGAAAUGGUGAGUCCACGAGGAGACAUCAAGCAAAACUCGCGUUCUUUUGAUCACUUUGAUACAUUCUGUAUUUGUUAAUUUGUUUAUAUACAAAAUCUCACACUUGGAUUAGUUUUAAUAUCUAUUUCAACUCAUAUAGUUCAAUUCCAGGAGUUGCAACUGGGGCACUUCAAAGUGUCCAAUGAUGAUCACCGCCGAGUCAGACGAAUUAUAGAAAACAUUCCAAAAAUGCCUGAUUACU
Molecule: messenger RNA, 1619 nt
Organism: Acanthaster planci (crown-of-thorns starfish)
Lineage: Eukaryota; Metazoa; Echinodermata; Asteroidea; Valvatida; Acanthasteridae
Product: cathepsin K-like
Biological process (GO): proteolysis
Molecular function (GO): cysteine-type peptidase activity
Source: RefSeq, a predicted model, not a curated record